AUGGCCGGAGUUUUCUCCAACGCCUUGGAGAUGAUUAAGGAGUUAUCCACGCCUCACGCCAUUCAAUAUCUGGAUCCCAUUUGGAGUGGAGUUGAUGAGCAGCUUCAAAAGCUCCAGUCCUCCUUACUGCUUAUCCAGCAGCUUAUUGAAGAUGCAGAGGCGAGGCAGUUGACGGACAAGGCUGUCAGGUGCUGGCUUGUGUGGCUCAAUGAUGCAGUCUAUGACACUGAAGACAUUCUUGACGAGGCCCAGACGCGUGAACUAGUCAUCCAGCGCAAGGCAGAGCUUUCUGGUCGCCCAAGAAGCAAGGUGCGUGAACUCUUUUCUCUUGAUCAUAACCCACUCUUGUUUAAACUUCAGUUGGGGAAGAAGCUCAGAAAUGUCAAUAAGAGAAUAAAUGGGCUCAUUGAGGAGAUGGACAAGUUCAAACUCAGGGUUGUUGAAAACAACAGCAAACCUUUGGGGAACAGGCCUCAAACCUACUCAUAUGUGCAUGAAUCAUGA
Molecule: messenger RNA, 504 nt
Organism: Dioscorea cayenensis subsp. rotundata (Guinea yam)
Lineage: Eukaryota; Viridiplantae; Streptophyta; Magnoliopsida; Dioscoreales; Dioscoreaceae
Product: putative disease resistance protein RGA1
Exons: 1
Coding region: 1-504 (167 amino acids)
Source: RefSeq, a predicted model, not a curated record